This is a messenger RNA of Megalobrama amblycephala (Wuchang bream), 2049 nucleotides long. It is a transcript of the gene utp23, whose product is annotated as UTP23 small subunit processome component. Lineage: Eukaryota; Metazoa; Chordata; Actinopteri; Cypriniformes; Xenocyprididae. The record is from RefSeq and is a predicted model, not a curated record. The transcript has 3 exons. Gene Ontology annotation, cellular component: nucleolus; small-subunit processome. Bases 146 to 910 code for a protein of 254 amino acids. Gene Ontology annotation, molecular function: small ribosomal subunit rRNA binding.
AUCAUUUACUGUAACACCGCUGGUCCCAUGCUGGUAAUGUUUGAGAUUCGCGUGAGUUUCGUUCACAAUUUGAUAUAAAUCAAGAGUAUUAUUGAUAUUCUUCACAAAAACACUCUGUUUGAGCUUUAUGUAUACAUAAUUCAGCAUGAAGAUAAAACGUCAGAAGCAAGCGAAGAAAACCAUCACUUUCUACAAGUAUAACUUUAACUUUAGGGAGCCUUUCCAAAUAUUAGUCGAUGGGACGUUUUGUCAAGCGGCUUUAAAGAAUAAGAUUCAAAUCAAAGAGCAAAUGCCAAAGUAUCUGAUGGGAGAAGUUCAGUUCUGCACCACAAACUGCGCACUGAAGGAAGUUGAAACCCUCAAAGACCUCUAUGGAGCAAAACUCAUCUUACAGAGGUUUCAGAUCAGGAAAUGCAAUCACAUAAAAGAUCCGGUUCCUGCAUCAGAGUGUUUGUUGUCAAUGCUUGGAGAGACAAAUCCACACCAUUACUUCGUUGCAACUCAGGAUAAAGAGUUGACGAAAGCCCUGAAGAAGAUCCCUGGGGUUCCCCUGAUCUACAUUAUCCUCAACACCAUGGUGUUAGACAAGCUGUCCGAACGAACGCUGAAGCACGUUGAAGCUGUCCAGCUGGGCGAGAUCGUCAGCUCACCACAACAGAAGAGCAUCCAGAGUCUGAAAGAGAAGGAAGGCCUCGGCAAAGACGGCGAGGAGAAGACGGGCAAAAAACGCAAGAGGAAAUCCAGCAAUCCCAACCCGCUCAGCUGCCUGAAGAAGAAGAAGAAGAACAAACCAAUGCCUCAGCAGCCCAAAAAGACAGACGGAGAGAAAAAGAAGCGGAGUAGAAAUAGGAAGCGAAGGCCGGCUGGAGGAGAGAAGGCAGCGGUCGACUCCAAUCCCACGACUGCUUAGAGUCGAGCUUCACAAUUUAUUUGUUUGUUUCUCUGCGUUCUUUUAUUGCAAAGGCUGAACUUUUCCCUGACUGUGACAAGAAACCACUUGAUUUGUCUAAUAAACAAGUGUUUCUUUAUUAACCAAGGAGGAUGUGUAAGUUGUAAUAAUUAAAAUGUGUAGUUGACUUUGUGUUUUUAUAAUGAUGAAAGGGUUUUCAAGCAUCAAAACAAUUAGUGUAAUACAGAUUUGAAUUGUUGCUUUUCAAUACAUCAGAAUGGAUCCUGUUUAAUUUAUUUUUCUGAGCAAAAAUUAAAUAUACAUUUUUACCAUGAUUUACAGAAGACACCCACUUAAAUGUCAUUCAGUGUAACAAUCUUGUCAGUCAUAUUUACAACAAAAAAUCUAUUUAUGCCAUAUUAAAGACUGAUUACUUGACUAAAUGCUUGUAAUUUACAUUUUUAAACUUUGCCACUAUCCUAGGUUUUUGCCCAUUUGUCAGCAAGAAUUUUUUACUAAUUUAAAAUGCAAUAAAGUUUAGUAUGCUCACUUAUUCUUUUAUAUAUUUUAACACGUACAGGUCAGAAUAAGUAUUUUUAUAUAAAUAUAAGUGUUACACUGAAUGACAAUGGAACAUUAUUUCACCCACAUUUUGACAUUUUAUUCUCCCCAAACUUAUUUGAAACCUUAAAAACAGACGUUUUACUUGCAUUUAAUGUGCUUUCUAUGUAUAUAAAAUCACUUCUGUAAAAUUAAAUUGAUGCGGACAUCUAAAUGUCUUUGACCCAUGUACAGAAUAAUGCACAUUUCUCAUACAUACAUACAUACAUGUAUAUGUGCUUGUGUAUUCAAAAACAUAUAUAUGUUAAUUAAUUAUAUAGUAGUGGCCAAAAGUAAUGUCUGGCCAAUGAAAAUUGCCAUCUUCACCCUUUCCAAGUAUUAUUAAAAUUUUGGUAAAGAUGUUUGUAAGCAUAUUGUGUUUGUUUUAUUCAUGAUAAUGACAUAAUUUUUGGACGGGCUGGCAUUCAAAGAAAUUAUGAACAAAAACAAGAGAACCAACAAAAUAUAAUAUUAAUAACUGAUCAUGUUGUAGACAAUGUAUUUCUAUAUGUGUGUUUGUGUGUUCAAAUAAUAUUAAUAAAGAAAUAAUAUAAAUUUAA